Helicoverpa zea (corn earworm) is the source of this 1082-nucleotide messenger RNA. RefSeq names its product G patch domain and ankyrin repeat-containing protein 1 homolog. The coding region runs from base 160 to 1080 and encodes 306 amino acids. The record is from RefSeq and is a predicted model, not a curated record. Gene Ontology annotation, molecular function: protein binding; nucleic acid binding. The transcript has a single exon. Lineage: Eukaryota; Metazoa; Arthropoda; Insecta; Lepidoptera; Noctuidae.
UGUCAUUGUCAGUGUCAAGCAAAUUGAACUAAGCAAAAUUUCUUCUCGAAAAACUAAUUGUUUAUUUCAUUCUAUAGCAAUAAUUUUCUAUAAAUAUAUGGUUGUGAUUAACUGGUGAUAUAAGAUUUAUAUUUUUAGAAGAAACAUUGUGAUGCUAUAAUGUCUAACAAAACCUACAGUAAUUUCGUAAAAGCUACUUCUCCUGAGCAAGAGGCACAAAAUAAACAACAUACUGGAACAGUUUUAAGUGGAGAGGAAGCCCGAAUAUUAUACCUUGAAGAGGUAAAGCAUGCGAAAGCAACAAAUUGUACAAAAAGGCCACGUGCAACUGAAAAUAACAAAAAGGUUUUGAUACAAGAAGAAGUCACACCUCUAACCAAUAAGGAUUUAUUCAUUACUGUACAAAACAAUGAAGUAGACAAGCUUAAACGUGUAUUAGAUAGUUGCCCUGAUAAGAUAAACCUUAUUGAUGAAUUCGGAUGGAGUUUACUUAUGAUAGCUUGCCAGGCAAACUCAGUUGAUGUUGUGAAACUACUACUAGAGAGAGGCAUAGAUAUGUCUGUUAGAGAUAAAGGCGGUAACUCCGCCAGAAGCUUAGUGAUUAAGAAUAAAAACUACAUUUUAGCUGACAUUUUACUAAGAUACAAGCAAAAAGAAACUCCAACAACACCAAAACAUGCAAAUAAAAAAGUUAAAUCAAUAGAGGAGUUUUUAUGUGAGAUUUGUAAUAAAACAUUUCCUAGUAGAGAAGAUCAUUUAUCAUCAACAAUACAUAAUAUUAGUGCAAGCAGAGGCAAGAAAAUAACAGCAAAAUAUGUUUUACCAGAGUCAAAUAAAGGAUAUCAGUUGAUGUUAAAAGGAGGUUGGGACAAGCAGUCUGGCUUGGGACGGGACGGCUCUGGUAAACUGUAUCCUAUCAGAACAGUACAGAAGAAAGACAGGAAAGGCCUUGGACAUGCAAAACAAACAAAUAUAGACAAAUCACAAGACAACGUGAAACAUAAAAAUAGAACAAAGUUGGCAAGAGACCACCGCAGUGACAAAUCAUUUGAAAUAAAGUUUAGGCGGGAAUUCUACUGAAA